Pecten maximus is the source of this 3683-nucleotide messenger RNA. Its product is annotated as stabilizer of axonemal microtubules 1-like. Lineage: Eukaryota; Metazoa; Mollusca; Bivalvia; Pectinida; Pectinidae. Gene Ontology annotation, cellular component: cytoskeleton; centriole; axonemal microtubule. Gene Ontology annotation, molecular function: microtubule binding. Gene Ontology annotation, biological process: microtubule anchoring. The coding region runs from base 134 to 1543 and encodes 469 amino acids. The transcript is spliced from 5 exons. The record is from RefSeq and is a predicted model, not a curated record.
CAUAUUGUAUAAACAGGUCGGGCGGUCUUGACGACGUUGAGGUGAAGUGUAAUAAACAGAGUGUCAUCUCCCUCAUCUACGGUCUAGCUGACUCUGGACAGUUUAACAAUCACCCUCAGGAUACAAUUACAGGAUGGUAGCCAGGUGCAUCUGUGAAAUAUGCACGUGCGGGCGGCAUCGGUGUCCCCAUCGCCCCACCAACGUCAUCAACAAGACAAAUCAGCCUUGUAACCUGACAGAAUACACCAAUGUGUACAAACAGCACCCCAUGGUUCCUCGUGAGAGCUUCAAACCAGUCAACGAGGCCAUCAGGGGGGAACCAUUCAUGGAUGCCACAACACAAAGACAAGACUACAUCAAACACCCGAUGGAAAAGCCGUUUGUUCGAGUACAGGAUCAGUACAAGAAGCCAGACGGAGUUAUGGACAACAUCACCUCCUAUAAAAAAGACUACAUUGAGAAGCGAGGAGCACCUGCCAGACCUGUGAAACUUGAUGGACACAGACAGGUUACAGGCAAAUUUGAAGGGGAGCCUACAUACAAAUCUGACUUCAAAAAGUGGGAUCUGUCAGGCCGUGUAGGACCAGUAUCGAAUACAGAUGCCUGGGAGAGACCCAAUGCCAGGUUUGAGGGUGAGAGUACCAUGCACCAUGACUACAUGCAGCAUGCCCAGCCCAGGCGCGGCCUCAUCAAACCUACAGAGGCCACACGCAUGUCUGACCAGCCAUUCUUUGACCGCACAGACUACCGCGAUUCCUACAUCAAACACCCUAUGGAGAAACGAUUUGUUCAUGCAACGGAAGGAUACAAACCCCCAAAGGCAGCCUUCGACGGACAGACAACCUCCAAACGAGACUACCUAGGUCACACUGGAGAGAAGACACAAAGCUUCAAGCCUGAAGGAGUGCCAUUCCAAUCUGAUGCUCCUUUAGAAGACAGCACCACAAACCGCAACGACUAUAAGAAAUGGCCAGCACAACGCCCAUAUUACCACGCUCCAGAUCAGUACAAGGCCCCAGAGGGAAAGAUGGAGAGCAACACGACACACAACGCCACCUACAGACAAUUUCCCAUCCAAAGGAGCCUGGCCAAGCGCCCAGAUUCUGCCAACAAGGCUAGGAAUGCUGCAUUUGAUGGCAGCACCAGCUAUGCCAACGACUACAUCAAGUGGGACAUGGGUCAGAAGAAUAUGCCAAUGGUACGUGAUGAGUACCACCCAACUGAUGCACCCUUCGAGGGCAUGUCAACACAGAAGGCCCACUACAUUGCCCAUCCACAGCAGCCAUUGAGGAGCUUCAAGCCAGAUAACACUGCUCUACAAAGCAAUGCCAAAUUCGAAGAUGGUACUAUGUAUCGUACUGACUACACAGCCAAGAAAGUGGGUCUCUGUCCAGCAAUUUCUCUGGAUGGCCCUACAUCAGGUUUCCAAUUUACUACCCUCGACAGUAGAGGUCACAGAGUGUAUCAGCCUGUCAUGGAAACCAUCACCCCAUUAAAUGCUGCCCGGCAAACUCCAAACAAGCUAACAAUGUCGGUAGCUUAAGGGGAGGUAAUCAGACUUUAGCCCAAACUAGCAAUCUAAUUAUAUUGUCUGUGAUAUGAUAAUUAGACACCAUUUUAUGUUGUCACACCAUGUGACAGGUACAGUAGCUUCCACAAGUCACAUAGAUAAUAUGCAUCACAUACUAAGGUUGUUGUACACCUUACAGUUCUUCAAAAGGAUACAGCAACUUUUGCGAGUGGAAAAACAAAUAAUUUCUUGAUAUUUAUUAUGAGAACUAUACGACAGAUACGCAUUUGGCAUGCCAAGCUCAAGUGCUUGUGAUGGAUAUUUUCUUGUGAUCUGUUAAAUGUUUCUGCUAAUUAAUUUGUAAUUACUGAAACAAGAUGGAAUUCUGUACCUUUAUCCCUUGUCGUGUUUCGUUUGGAAUAUGACGGGAAUGAAUUUAGAAUAUUUUGUUAUUGAAAUAUCAUACUGUGUACCCUUUGUACUGUUGUAAUAUUUUGUACAGAUCAUAUAUUAGAAUUAUUAACUGGAUAUUUCUAUUACAAAAACUAUUUUUUGUUUGAAUUUAUAGGAUUUUCAAACUAUUUUCAUCUAUGUAAUAUUUUUUUAACAUUGCUUCCGUUCAGAGACAUAACAGAUUUGUGGGCGUAUUGACUUGUCUCAUUAUCAUAAUUAUAUGUGUACCUGUGCUAAUAUAUUGAAUGCUUUGAUUUAAAGCAUAUGCUUAAUAUUAAAGGCCAAAGAUCUAUGUAAAUGAAAGUACAGUAUAUUACAAUUUUUUUGUGCAAGAAAAGCCACCGCCCACUAUGUUUAAAUAAUAAGCUGAACAUGUUUGUAUAUCACCUUCCUCAGGGCUGGCGUGUACUUUCCUAUUUGUGUGUUUUUGUUAAAUAACUCCUUAUACUGCUGAAGUACAUGAGUAUAGAUUUAUAUACCUAUUAUAAUAUAGGUGUAUUAUAAUAGAUUAUGAUAUAAUUCUGUGACAAAUUCACUCCGUCCAUUAUUUUAUAAGACAACACUAUUAUUGGUGGUUACUGUUGAAAUUGUUAUAAUUUUGAGAAUAAAUCAGACUUUUAUUGAUUUAUUCCUCAGGAACACAAAGUUUUACAAACUUCUUUUCACUUAUUUAUAUGUUUGCCUUUAAAAACUCGUUAAGGAAUAUAAUUUAUUUGAUAUUUUUUGUGCCUUUAAGUUUGAAAAAACAUUAGACUUCCCUUUUUUUUUUAGAAAAAAGCCUAUUAUUUCUAUAACUUGUAUUACAUAGUUCACAAAAAACUUUAACACAAACUAUAUUUGCUUAUUUGAUAAUUGCACACUUUGUUCGUGAAAGUGCUACCUAUGUUUUAAUUAAUUCCAAACCACACUAUGAGAACGUUCUCCUAUGGAGUAUAAACAGCAUGCCUUGUUCUGAUUUUCACUAGCCUCUUUAGCUGUGGAGUAGAUGUUAUGUUUUAGACAUAUUAUUAUUUAUCCCCUGUUAGUGUACAACAUUAGUUACUGGGUAUUUAUUUUUUAGGAAACCUUAUCUGUGAUAUAUAUAUACGAUCUUUGUUCUUAAACAUUGAUGAUGGGGACAUUGAUAUUCAGACUUAUAUUAUAUUAAGUAAGAAAUUAACAGGGUUAUGUGUCCUGCCCUUUUCUACUGUAUACAGGCCUUUCGAUGUUACUACUUCUGUAAAAGUGGUGUUUUCAUCAUUACUUAUUUCAGACAAUAAUAGUUUUUGGGCCUUUUUAGAAAUUUGAAAGGUUUUUAAAUUAUUCCAAGUAAUGUUAGAGAGAAGUAUUAUGCCAUAUACAUUAGUGACCAUGGGUAACGAUCACAUGAACUUCACACAAAUUCUCAACCAUCAGUAUACAUACAAAACAUGAUUGUAUAUUUACACUUGCAAAGUUGUGUCACUAUAUAACAAUGCCAGACCGAUUUGUUUACCAUUCUUGCAUGGAAACAUUGACCUUUGAACUUGGUAUGAAAAUAUGACAGGGUACGGAACUACUUUCGCCAAGCACAUGGCUUUGUUUACAUUUUAAAUUGGGUAAAAUUUGAUGACAUUUUAGUAAUGUAAAUAAAACUGCUUGUGAUUUCAUUUUUUAAAGAAAUUAUGUACAAAUUAACAUAUUUCAUUUCAUUGGUAUAUUCAUUUAAACUGGAAAAGUAAAUAAAUACCUGCCUAAUAGA